Molecule: messenger RNA, 4753 nt
Organism: Musa acuminata AAA Group (dessert banana)
Lineage: Eukaryota; Viridiplantae; Streptophyta; Magnoliopsida; Zingiberales; Musaceae
Product: protein OCTOPUS-like
Exons: 2
Coding region: 192-1988 (598 amino acids)
Source: RefSeq, a predicted model, not a curated record
UACCCUUCUUUGAUUCCCACACACGCCACCCCCCCCUUUUGGCUUCACGCUCUCAUCAUCUAAAUCCUUUUGUCUCUUACGCACGCCACGCUUCACUUCUUCAUCAUUGAGCAUAUGCUGUUCGAUGAAAUGAUUGAUCGUCUAACUUGCUAAGUAGAGAGUGAGAGGAGGCACCGCCGCAACCGCAUUCCAUGGCUCUCGAGAUCGUAGCGCCGCCGCCAUUCUACCUUUCGGUCUCCACCUGCGACCUCCACCCCGACCAGACCGUCACGGGCUUCUGCGCUUCCUGCCUUCGUGAGCGCCUCGCCAGCCUCGACGUUACCCCUGGCUGCCUCUCCACGUCUUCCGUCUCCGCCUUCAGGUCCGUCUUCCCCAGGGCCUCCGCCUCCAAUCCCCCCUCCUUCCUCCGCCCCGAACUCCGCCGCUGCAAAUCGUUUUCCUCCGCCCGUUGCGCCUCCGGCUUCGAGACCGAGCGGAAGUCCUGCGACGCCCGCGGCCGCUACACCCUCUGGUCCCUCUUCUGCGAGGACGAAUUGGAUCGCGGCCAUCAGCCCUUGGCUCCCUCGGCAUCUGCAUCGGUGGAGGGCGGAGGGACCGAGGCCCAGUUCCGGAACCUCUGGUUCGCCCCUUCUUCUUCUGGUGCGGCCCCUCCGCUCAAAACCUUCGGUGAGGAGGACGACGCGGAUGAGAUCAGGGCGGCGGAUCCCAUGAUCCAUGUGGGAUCGUCAUUGGAGAUGGACCGGGGGGAGCGGCUUGAGGAGACAGAGGUGAAGCCGAUGAAGGACCACAUAGACCACGAGUUUCAAGCGAAGAAGCCUCCUCACAAAGACCCCAAGAAUAUCGCCGACAGCUUCUGGCUCGCCGCCUCCGGAUUGAGCAAGAAGCUUCAGAAGUGGCGGAGGAAGCACAAGGACAAGAAGCAAGGCGGCAUAGCUGCCGCGGUAGCUACGCCGGCUGAGAAGCCGCCCAAAUCCUCCCAUCGGCUACGCGACACGCAGUCGGAGGCGGCCGUGGACGCGUUUAGCCGGAGAUCCUGUGACACCGACCCGAGGUUCUCCCUAGACACUGGUCGGAUGUCCUUAGACGACCCGAGAUUCUCGUUGGACGAGUCGAGGGCCUCGUGGGACGGCUACUUGACCGGAGGCCGAUCAGGGUUCGCUCGGCUGCCUCCCAUGUUUGCCGUCGUUGAAGACGCCACCGCCGCUGCGAUCCUCCGACCGGAUAGCCUGAUCCCCGUGGAGGAGGAUGCUGUCGCCCCUGGCGGGUCUGCACAAACUCGGGACUACUAUUUGGACUCCUCAUCCAGCCGUCGCCGGCGAAGCCUUGACCGGUCCAAUUCCAACUCCAUCCGAGAGCAGCCUUUUGAGGUGAAGCCUGUUUCCAUUGCGCGAGUCUCCCCUGCUGGUAGCGCCGAGUUUUACCAUUUCCACCAUGCCAAUGUACUUGAAGACCGGGAAUUAAGAGAUUUGAGUUCAAAGUCUCUCAGGAAUGAGUGUUUUGGGAGAUUAGAUGCACCUUCUGCAGACCUUCAUGAGGGUUCUGCCACAAAGAAGUCCAGGAAAUGGAGCAAAGCAUGGAACAUUUGGGGGCUUAUACAGCGAAGAAGAAGCAGCACCGGAGGUAGGGCAGACAUGGUGGAGAGAUCCUUAUCUGAGUCCUGGCCGACACUAAGGUCUCAUCCGGGUUAUAAUGGCAGAAUUUUACAGAGCAACAGCAGUGUAGGCUUCAGGAGAUCUUUUAGUGGUAGUUUUGGCUAUGGGGGUGUGAGCCGGAGCAGUCUGGAGAGUAACAGGCACAGUAACAAAAGGAGGGAGGAGCUUGUGCUGGAGAGGAAUCGAAGUGCUAGGUACUCUCCGAACUGUGUUGACAAUGGUAUGCUGCGGUUUUACUUGACACCAGUGCGGAACAGCCGGAAGCAUGGAGGGUCAGGGAAGGGUAGGGUUAUUAAUUCACACUAUUUUAUAAGGAACAUGCUAGGAUUGUAUUGAGCUAGUAAUUUACUCCACAAGGUACUAGUUCUUCAUUAACUUCAUUUUUUUAUUUUGUUAGUGCAUGUGAUACUUGUCAUCGAUUGCCCAAUUUUUUAUGCUCUAUAAAAAAAACAGUAGUUCCUGUCUCUCCUCAUCAGUUGCACAGCUGCAAACUGAUAUCAGAUUGCAGAGGAUAAGUAACACCAGAAAUUUUAAUAAACUUGGUCAUUUUUUUCUUAUAUUAAUCUUAGUAUUUAUACAGUUGGGAGUUUUAACUGCUAAACAGCUGCCUUUUGACAAAUCUAUCGUCUUCUUACUGGUACUGAUAAACUUCGCAGAGGAGCUAGUGAUAAAUUUCUGAUGAUUAUACCAGUUAUUAGAAAAUAUAUUGCGCUUUAAAUUCUCAUAGAGGAGGUAGGCUGUUGUAAUACCUUUUCGGUCACCAUUAUUUCAUUGCAUUUGGUAGAAGGUGCUAUUCAUUACAAACUACCCACACUUGCAAACAUUGCAAUAAUGGUCAUCAUGGUUGUCACAACAGCUAUUAUGUUGACUUUGGAGGGUCCAUUAUUUUAUAUACAUGCAAUAACAUCAAUUUAAAAAAGAACAUCCAAAACAACCCAUUUUGACAUUGUAUCAAGAAAAUGCUGUUAUCUUUCCUUUAUGGAGACCAUUAUAUAUUAGGAAUAACAGUUGUAUAAUUUUUUUUCACUAUAUAUCAUAUACAAAUUACAUGUAUAUGACAUGUAAAGUGUUUUAACAUUAAUCAUAUCAUUGAUGUUGACAUGUAAAGUGUUUUAUCAUAUCAAUUUAAUUAUGACAUGUAAAGUGUUUUAACGUUAAUGUUGUCCAUAGCAAUCACUAUUUUCUAUCUUUCCCAACAUUCCUAUUUGUUAUUUGAAGCCAGAUCUUCCUUUUCCUUCAAUAUAAUAGUUAGCUAUUCUGAUGGAUGCACGUAUCAUUCAAAACAAUCAUCAAAGUGGGUUGGGAAACUUAAAUUCUCUGUAGUAACCAUCUGUCAUUUAGUAACUUAUAAUGUCAUUUGAUCAACUGUUGUACUCGCAAUAUCAAGUCUUUAAAACCUAGCUUCCUAACUUAAAAUUGCCUUGCAACAUCAGUCGACAGUCACCUUCUUCUGUUUCCUUUAUAUCUUUGGUAUGAGCUUAUGUUAUAUCCUAAAAGGUCUAGGUGCCAUCCAGUUAUAUGUCACUACAAUUGCUGGCUUUGAGAGCUCAGCAAAUCAGAGUGCAUUAUGUAGACUGCGAUUAUGAUAAGCUGACAACUUUUGAUCCUUCAUGUUCUACAGGGACUCCAUUUUCUUAGUUCAGAUCAUAAAACUUGAUCUGUCAGGGGCCCUUCCAUCGGAAAAGAAAAUGAGGAAUAGCAGGACAAGUUUCAGGAACAAUAGAAAUUUGUGACAUAGAGAGAUUGGUUUGUAGUACUGUACCAAAUUAUUCUAGUUUUGGAUUUAUUACAUUAGGUCAAACGGUUAUACUUCUUCAAUUAAAUGAUGUACCAAUGGGUAACCUAUUCGAGCAAAAUGUUAAAAUAACUUUUUCUUUUCAUUUAUGACAUUAGUUUUCUGAUUGAAGGUUAAAAAUAAAUGAACUCUGCUAUUCUCUCUCAAGCUUAAGGCAAAAGUUUAAUUUAUUGUCUUGCACUUAAUCAGAGAAUAACUUCGUAUACACACUUGAAAGCAAACUUGAUUAUUGUACACCCCAUUUUCUUGUCCAGUUAUUCAUUUCAAGCUAAAAAUUUUAGGUAUUGAUGUUUUUUUUUCCUGCAAAUUAACUUACUAAUUUAUGCUUUCAGGUGAGAUCACAAAACAUCAGUCCAAUUAUGCUUAGGUCUUCAGGUUGUGUUAUCUACCGUGACUAAACACAUAAAGAUUAUAUGAAAAACCUACAUAUAUCAUGGUUGUCUGCAUCUUCUAUUCAGCAAUUUGUGUUCCAGUCAUGGUUACUCAUCCAAAUGUUGGACUGGAUAUAUAAAGUCAGAAUGUGAAAUGGUUUGGAUGCCUGAUACUGCUGAUUUUAGUAGAAUGGAUUACCUUUGAAGAUUCUCGAGGUCUCAGAAUAAUGGAGCAUCAAUCCUCUAUGUUGGCAUUUAUGUCAUAGGACAUAUCUUUACCAGUACGUCCGAAGCAAAUAACCUUCUGUUGUCAGAUGUCAGAAAUCUGCCUAAUUUUUCAUCUUAAAGAUGAUGUCAUCUAGAAGAGAAUCUGUUGUUGGCAUUGAGAGGAACAAUCUUGUUCUUCCAUUGUUUGCUUGCCAUUUCUGCAAAAUUGUAAAGACUUCCAUCCGAAUUGUCUGAUCUAGCUUGUGCUUAAGAAAUGCAUGUCAUCUUGGCGACCGAUAUUGACAAGAAGCUGCUUUGGAACAUGCUAAAAGGCAAUGGUCAAAGAUCAACCGUGAUUCACGGUAAUGCACUUAUUGUCUAUUCAGAUUGGACGCAGGAGUUGAGGAUUUUCUCCUUGCAUCCGGCUGAAAAUGUUUCCAUUUUAAUUUGUACUGGGGUUGAGUCCCAUCAAGAAAAACCAGAUCUGAGAGGUUGGAGUUAAAGAUGCAAUCUGAGAUGUCACUGCUUACUUUCUUUGUCUAAAUCUGUUAUGAAAUGUUGCACCAAAUCAUGAAAGCUGUUGGGCUUUGUUCUGGAUGUAAAAUCUAAUUGUUGUGUCAACUACAUGGUGAUAGAUAGGAAUUGUACUUGUAUGUGUUGUGGAAAGUAAUCUUGUUUUCUUGGGUUGAAUAAACAGGACAUGAUCAAUAAACUUUGCUCUUAAUUCA